Messenger RNA from Pseudo-nitzschia multistriata, 1898 nucleotides. The record is from the annotation of a GenBank genome assembly. NCBI's taxonomy places the organism in Eukaryota, Bacillariophyta, Bacillariophyceae, Bacillariales, Bacillariaceae.
ACCACAAACUCAACGAUAUCUCCUAGUUUGUUGGAAACUGUGGGAGGUACCGAAGCCCCCCUGCCAACCGCAGAGCCGUCACCUCAAAUUGUGAAUUUCGAGCCCAUCACCACAAACUCAACGAUAUCUCCUAGUUUGCUGGAAACGGUGGGAGGUACCGAAGCCCCGCUGCCAACUGCCGAGCCGUCACCUCAAAUUGUGAGUUUCGAGCCCACCGCCACAAACUCAACUAUUCUGCCAAGUUUGCUGGAAACGGUGGGAGGUACCGAAGCCCCCCUGCCAACGGCCCAGCCGUCAUCUCAAGUGGAGAGUGUAGCGCCCUUUAGUACUACGAACUCAACCAUUCCGCCUAGUUUGCUGGAACCAGUGGGCGGUGGUCAGCUACCCACUGCUACUCCUUCGACUUUCCCAGCGCCAACUCCCCAUCCAACCAUGCCCCGUCGCACCCUCUCUCCUACUACACUUGGUGUUGUAGAUCCAAGCAUGGAAGACGAGGGGAGUUGACAUCCUACCCAAUCACGACCGCGAAGGUCAAACAAAGUUGUUUCGCGCUGGCAACUUUUUGAAUCUAAGCAUCAAACGGAUUCAGUAUCUGUUUCUGUGUUUGUUAGUUUUCGAUUACUGCUUCGCUUUCACGGAGGCCUGAAUCGUGUUUGCCGUACUGAUGGCAUCCUCAUACCUAUCCCUGGCAAUGCAACUGCCUUGAAUGCCUCUACAAAGGUUCAGUUCUAAAGAGAAAGAAGAAGAAGGACGGAUUGCGCACCAGAGAAUGACUCGACGGGCAAAACGUCAAUUUUCGUUGUAGUGCAUUUAAUUCAAAUUGGUGACUCGAAUUCCACUGGAUUAUCGAAAACAAGCGGUAGUUUUUGUCGACGAAAUAUAGUUCGAAAGGUAGAUUCGGAUUCGGGUGUUUUUCUCUAGACUACAAACAAUCUAAGCCACAACAGUUGAGAAUGUUUGAUUACAAAUCACCAUGGAUCGAGCCAAUCAAUAGAUACCCAUCAACCUUUAUAUUCUAUGUUAAUCUGUGAUAUCAAGUGCCUUGUAUCCUGCUUCUGGGUUUUUGGAUCUCUAGUAUGCCGGUCACUUUAUGCUUGCAUUAAGGAAAUCAAAAUCUAUUUUGGUGUUGUUUGCAUUUGGUGAACGAUGCUCAAUAACAAUACCGAAAAGGCGUCACAGCUUUGCCGCAGCACUUGGCAUAGAAGCUCAUUGUUCUUUUUCUUCUGUUGGGUCCACCAGAAUCAAGUUCGGUACGGAGACUUGUGAAAAUGUAUGUUGACCCACCCUCUAUCUUCUCGUUUUUCCCAAACCCGUGUCUCGCUUUGUUGCAUUGUUACCGGUGCCUUGCCGGGUGCCGUUUGUUGCGUCAGUUUGACGUACGAAAGAACGGCCCCUGUUGCCGCCGUGCCGAUCCAUUGAACAUGCGGCCGCACCAUGGUCACGUUGGUGUGGGUCUUUGUGUUCAUUCCGGAAACCGACACCUCUCCUUUGUUACAACUGCCCCCAAAUACGUCGAAAUAGUACUUGUGAAAUCCCUUUCCGACCACAACGUUCUGGUUCGAUUCUGGUUCCAUGCAUGACAUGUCAUCGGCACACAACCGAUCGUAGGUUUCGUAAUCCAGGUUGACAAUCGAAUCAAGAAGCUCUUGGUUCAGAGCAAUGAGCUCGGCCCUAUUCGAUUCGACACCGGUAGUAGCUUGGAGGUCUGACAUGGUGUUGGUAUGAGACCGAAGGUGCCGCCAAUUGAGUUCCUUUUGUUUCCUUCCGUUCUGAAAUUUUAUAGUAUUGGGUGAUUUCCGUAAACAUUGAUUUUCAGAAAAUUGAAUUGAAUUAGAUUCCAGAUGUGCAGACAUAGAAGUAUGUAGUAUUUAAGACACAAAUACAUAGAUUUCUGGUUC